Messenger RNA from Pimephales promelas (fathead minnow), 3059 nucleotides. The record is from RefSeq and is a predicted model, not a curated record. NCBI's taxonomy places the organism in Eukaryota, Metazoa, Chordata, Actinopteri, Cypriniformes, Leuciscidae.
ACCACACCCACAAUACUUAAAACAGAAACCAGAACAAUAACAGAACUUCAGAACUGACUCACGCAAGGUCUGUGCUGAGGCUUACUUUGACUGCUGCAAAUGGAAAUAUUGAAAAAAAUACUUUUGACAGUGGCAGUCUGUGUGCAAGUAACGUCUCAACAGAGCACUGAGCCUACGAUUCAGAUUCCAAAGCCCACCAUUUCUCUGAACCCAACUCACAAUGUGCUGUACAGCACAGAGACGGUCACUCUGCACUGUGAGGUCCCUAAAGGAGCAUCUGAGUUACAAUACGACUGGUAUAAGGACUCUGCUAAACUCGAAACUGACCAUCAGUCCAGAAUCAAUGUGACAAAUGGUGGAAUUUAUAAAUGCAAGGCAAAAACUGGAUCUUCUGAGUCUAUAGAAAGUGAUGGGUACAAAGUAACUCUAGAAGAUCUACCUGAAGCACAAGUCACAUCAGACUGGACAGAAGCGUUUCCUGGUGAAAAAGUGUCUUUGCAGUGUGUGAUUCCUAAAUCCGAAAACUGGAUGUAUAUGUGGUACCAAGGCUCCGAAAAAAUAGACCCCACUGAUGAAACAAUCAUAAAAGACAACACUCUCACUCUCUCAGUAAAGUCCAGUCAUGAAGGGCAGUAUGCGUGUCAAGCUGAACUGAAGGACAGGACGGUGAAAACAGCAAAAAGCAAAACACAUUUGUUAACAGUUCAUGGAUCAAAGCCAACUGUCCUUUUGAAGCAAGAUCCAUCAUACCAAGAAAUCUACACCGGGGAACGAGUCGAACUCACUUGUAGUAUAAAACAGAAGACAUCAAAAUGGGAAUUUAAGUGGCAAAAAGAUUCAGUGCAAGUGAACAAUCAAGAUUCUCACACUAUCCGUAAUGCUACACUUGAUCAUCAUGGGGAAUACACUUGCAACAUAACAAGGAGAGAGAUGACAUUUGUAAAUUCCACAAAACUGAAUAUAAGAGAGCCGCCCCAACCAAAACUGUCAAUAGGUUCUCAAUGGAAAAAUUUUUAUCCAAAUGAAAAAGUGACUCUGAAGUGUUCAAUUGAUGGAGACUCAAAUGAAUGGGCCUAUGAAUGGUUUAAAGAUGGAACUCCGCUGUCAGCUAACAAGGACUUUUCCUUUUCCGGAAACACACUCUCAAUCAGCUCAGCAAAAGCGAGUCAAUCAGGACAGUAUUCCUGCAGAGGAAAACAUCUGAAGAGAACGCCAGUGACUACAAAACAAGCAGACGCUUUGAAACUUCAUAUCCAUGAUAACACACCAAAACCAGACAUUAGAAAAGAUGAGUGGUUUGAUUCCUUCUACACUGGGGAGAAAAUCCAGCUUGGUUGUAACAUGUCUGGUGAUGGUUGGCAGUAUGACUGGUAUAAAGGCUCAAAACAUUGGUCCAGAGAUCCAACCUUCACUAUCAACGUAUUAUCUCUCUCUGACACUGGUGACUAUCACUGCACAGCAAAGAGAGGAGACUUCCCAGUGAACAGUGAGUCGUUUCAAGUACAAGUUGAAGCUCGUCCACCUGCAGUUCUAAAUAUGGAGACCGAAUUGAGCGACAUCAUGGCUGGGAAUAUCCUGACCCUCAGGUGUAACGUCUCAGACGGCAGACAGUGGAGCUACGCCUGGUUCGAGAACGAACAGAGGCUCAAUGAGUCGUCAGAUGUGUUCAAAGUGGCAGCAACUGAAAAAAACAUUAAAAGUGAAUUCAAGUGCAAGGGAAUAAGGACAGAGAGACCACUGUACUCCGCUCUGAGUGAGGGCUUCACGGCCAAUAAUAUUAUAUUAAAAAGAAAAAUUCUGCUGGCCAUCUCAGGAUGUGUUGUCUGCUGUAUUGUAAUCCUGAUCAUUGGAUGCCUCGUUCUAAGAAUCACCCGUAAACCAGAGAAAAAAGAAACCGUGCCAGAGGACCUAUUUUUCUCAAUGGCAGACUCCAAGAACCAAACGGCUUUACCCAUGGAGGAGUACAAGGGGUACAACAGUCCCACAGAGAUGGAAGAAUGUGAGGAAAAAGAACUGCUCACUGAUCGUGUUUCAGACGUUCAUGUGGAUGGUGUGAUUAAAGAUGAAGACUCACCAGCGGCAGAAGCUAAUGGCCUGACAUCAUUUAAAGGAAUCUGAACCAUUAUGUCAGCAAUCAACAUCUCAAUGGAGUUUCUAUAUUUGCACUGAGGCAGCUAAAUGGCAUAUGCUUAUAUUAAAAAAGAUUGUAUUAGCAUGGCAUUUUGUCUAGUAGCAGCAGCACUUUUGUAUACUUUUAAAGGCUGAAAACAAGCUUUACUGCUUGAGAAAUGUAGAAAUUAACAGCAGUGUUUUGGAGACAGCAUGAUGCCUUAAAUGAAGACAAUGAUUGUAGGAGAGAUGAAUGAUGGACAGCAAGAAAUGACAAUUGUAGAAGGAAUAGAAGUUAUAUUUGUACAUAGUUUGAUUAAUUUGUUACUUUCAAUUACAAACAUUACAACAGGACACCAUUGAUUUUUUUGUUUUGUUUUUUAUUGUAAUGCAUCUACUGCAUUGUUUUGUUGUUAUUUUGCAUUUGCAUAUAGAACAAAAUAUUUUUCUACUGUAUUAGUGCCACCUGCUUCAAAAUAAUUAUGUAGUUUAUGCACCUUUAAUUUGAGAAAUUCUUUCUGUGUGUGUUCGUGUUUUUAGUGUGUUGGUUCUGGAUUUUUACAUUUAAAUAAACAUGUAAUAAUAAUAACAACAACAUAAAUUUCCUUUGAAUUCUAAUUAACAUUCAGGUUCUAUUUAUAUUAAGGAAAUGAGAGGACAUUAUAUUUGCACAAAACUGACUGAAAGACACACAAAGGUUUUUUUUUCUGUUCAAAAUGAACAAAGUUGAAAUAAUGAGUCCAUCAUCAAUCUUUUUGUCUUAUCCUGAUUCAUUAUGGUAUGACAUUAUGAUUUUAGACAUGAUGUGAUGGCUUUCAUUGGAAAUUGAGUGCAUACGACACUCGGCCGUGCAUGUAUCCUCAUCUAUAAAUUGAUUAAAGUUCCUUAAGUGUUCUGUAAUAUUCAGUUAUUAUGAAAAACUGUUCAAUGGAGUAAAUAAUGAAUAUUCA